Molecule: messenger RNA, 1758 nt
Organism: Suncus etruscus (white-toothed pygmy shrew)
Lineage: Eukaryota; Metazoa; Chordata; Mammalia; Eulipotyphla; Soricidae
Gene: ACSF3
Product: acyl-CoA synthetase family member 3
Exons: 9
Coding region: 7-1734 (575 amino acids)
Biological process (GO): fatty acid metabolic process
Molecular function (GO): medium-chain fatty acid-CoA ligase activity
Source: RefSeq, a predicted model, not a curated record
CCCGCCAUGCCACCCUACCUGCUCAUGUCCUUCAGGCCUCUGACCUAUGCCCUGGCCUCCUCCUGGCGGCGGGUAAGCCGCAACCUACAUGUGGCACCCACUGCCCCGCCGGACCAAAACGCCCUGGUAUUCACUCGUGCCCUGGCCUUCAAGGACAGGCUGGCCUUGGUGGACUGGCAAGGCCCACACACCUACAGGCAGCUGUACUGCCGCAGCCGGCGCCUGGCACAGGAGAUGUGUGCGCGGCUCCGGUGUGCAGGCGGGGACCUGGGUGAGGAGAGGGUGUCAUUCCUGUGUGCCAACGAUGCCUCAUACGUGGUGGCUCAGUGGGCGUCGUGGAUGAGCGGGGCGGUGGCCGUGCCCCUUUUCAGGAAGCACCCUCUGGCUGAGAUCGAGUACUUUGUGCGCGACUCCCGAAGCGCGCUGCUCCUUGCAGGCCCCGAGUUCCAUCAGCUACUCGGCCCCCUGGCCCAGAAGCUGGGCAUCCCGCUCCUGCCUCUCUCAUCCGAGGCAAAGCCAGAUGAGAAGGACGAUGACGAUGAAGAGAAGGUGCCUGAGCGGGACUGGCAGGACCGGGGCGCCAUGAUCAUCUAUACCAGUGGGACCACGGGGAGGCCUAAGGGUGUCCUGAGCACCCACCGCAACAUCAGGGCGGUGGUGACGGGGCUGGUGCGUUCAUGGGCGUGGAGCAAGGACGACGUGAUUCUGCAUGUGCUCCCACUGCACCAUGUCCAUGGCGUGGUCAACAAGCUGCUCUGCCCACUCUGGGUGGGUGCCACCUGCGUAAUGCUCCCUGAUUUCAAUGCUCAGCAGGUCUGGGACAAGUUCCUGAGCUCCGAAAGCCCCCGUGUGAACGUAUUCAUGGCCGUACCCACCAUCUACGCCAAGCUGAUGGACUAUUAUGACCAGCAUUUCACCCAGCCACAUGUCCAGGACUUCGUGCGGGCUGUCUGCGAAGAGAAGAUCCGGUUGAUGGUGUCAGGCUCGGCGGCUCUGCCUGUGCCCAUGUUGGAGAGGUGGCAGCGCAUUACAGGCCACACACUGCUGGAGCGCUAUGGUAUGACAGAGAUCGGCAUGGCCCUGUCCAACCCCCUGCAUGGGACCCGCCUGCCAGGCUCAGUAGGCACCCCACUGCCUGGUGUCCAGGUCCGCAUCGUCUCUGAGAGCCCCCAGCAGGAUGGCUGCCAGUACGUGCUGCAUGCUGAGGGGGACGAAGGGGGCACCCAGGUGCUGCCUGGCUUCGAAGAGAAGGACGGAGAGCUCCUGGUGCGGAGCCCGUCUGUGUUCCGUGAGUACUGGGACAGACCCGAGGAGACACGCCGUGCCUUCACCCCCGACGGCUGGUUCAAGACAGGAGACACCGCAGUGUUCAAGGAUGGGGCCUACUGGAUCCGGGGCCGCACAUCUGUGGACAUCAUCAAGAGUGGCGGCUACAAGAUCAGCGCCCUGGAAGUGGAGCGCGUCCUGCUGGGACACCCCAGCAUCACCGAUGUGGCUGUGAUUGGUGUCCCUGACAUCACCUGGGGCCAGCGGGUGACAGCAGUGGUCACCCUGAAGGAUGGACACUCCCUGUCCCACCAGGAGCUCAAGGCAUGGGCACGGGAAAGGCUUGCCCCCUAUGCUGUCCCCUCGGAGCUGCUGCUGGUUGGGGAGCUGCCACGGAACCAGAUGGGGAAGGUGAACAAGCAAGACCUGCUGCGACACUUCUACCCUGAGCAGGGCACCAGCCCAUGAGAGAGGAUGGGACAGCUGACCAGA